CUCUCUUCUCUCUCUCUCUCCGCGAUUCGAAUCGUAAGUGUUUUGAACCGUGGGAGGAGCCUUCAGAGGAGAAGGUUAGCUUGGCGAUCAGUCGCGGAUUUGGUCGGUUUUUUCUCUCGCUCUCGUUGGGGGAUUUCGAUUUGAUCGUUUUGGGUUCGUGAUUUGUGCUUCAAAUCUCUCCUUUUAGAUCUAAAAGCUCUUUUUUAUUUUUUUUGUGCUUCUUCGGAAGGGGGUUUAGAGGGGAGAGAAAUUGAUGUGAUUUUUGGGGUUUCGUUAAGUUUUUUUUUUUCCUUGGGGUUUCUCCUCGAUCAUUGGUGAUUUGGGGUUUAGCGAGAGAGAUGAAUCAGAGGACUAGGGCUUAAAUAGCGUCGUAGAGGGGAUUUGAUGUAAAAGAAGAGAAGAGGAAAAGUAAAAGUAGCAUCUUUUUUGGAUUUGGUUUGAAGAGCUUUUCAAUUGCGAAGAAGGAUCUAAAGCGCCAUGGUAGCAACAGCUUUGCUGGAAAACAGCCGGAAGCCUUAUCUGAAUCCAAUCAGCAUACCCGAAAGGAGGAUGCGUGUGGAUGUUGGAUCUUCUGCUGUAGGAAGUGGAGCGCAACCGAAGGAAACAGAUGAUUACGCCAUCAAGGUUAGGAAACCUUACACAAUAACAAAACAGCGGGAGAAGUGGACCGAGGAAGAGCACGAGAAGUUCUUGGAGGCUCUCAAGUUAUUCGGCCGUGCUUGGCGCCAGAUACAAGAGCACAUAGGCACCAAAACAGCUGUUCAAAUUCGAAGCCAUGCUCAGAAAUUCUUUUCAAAGCUAGAACGGGAAUCGGGCUCGGAGAAAGCCAUCGAAAUCCCUCCUCCCCGGCCCAAAAAAAAACCGCUUCGGCCUUACCCGCGGAAGAAUGGGGUUUCCAAACUACAACUGUCGUCUGUGGGGUCUUCCUCGGUGUCCGAACAAGAGAAUGGAUCGCCCGUAUCAGUUUUAUCGAGACUGGGAUCCGAUACUUCUGGGUCAUCGAUUUCAAAUCGGCCUAGCCCGGUGUCCUCUGACGGUGGAGAUCCAACGGGCACAUCUCUGAUCGAACAGGACAACGGGUGUCAGUCGUCUACAACGUCGACCGAAGAACAAAAUUCAACUUCGCCACCUGCCUCCAAAGAUGAAGCUCACAUGGAGAUUGACGAGGACUCUAAAGAUCAAGUUCUUUCGAAAGACGCUUCGCCAAUGAUAGAAGCUCAAGCCACCACUUUGAAGCUAUUCGGUAGAACUGUUGUGAUAACGGAUCUUAAAAUGUUGUGCUCUUCGACUGCGAAGUACGACAAACAAAGUUGCCAGGCAUCGGCUGCUCCGGUAGAGCAGCAUGGCAGCAAUAUGCAAUUGCAAUUGCUUUCAGCAGCAGCUGCAACAAACGAAGUUUCGUCGCAGUUUCAAUGUGGGAACUUUGCGGAGGCUUCGGUUGCUGCUUUACCUUGGUGGUGGGCCAUUACUCCGCAAAUCGUAAGUCCGCGAUCUCGCGAGACUGGCGAGAAAGCAGGAGCUUGUCUGAGUGCUUCGAGCUCGGACUCGGUGCGUUCGGGCGAACCCGAGCCAGCGCCGAUGUUCAAGCCAAGCAAGAACUCAGCCUUUGUACGUGUGGAGGCCGACAAGAACAUUACAGCAACAAGAGGCUUCGUGCCGUACAAAAGAUGUAGUACAACUGAGAAGCAAAGUGUAGCGGCGGCGUUGUAGGAGGAGGUUGCUGUAGGUGUUCGUUCAUCUUGUUCCGUUCGCACUUUGGCGGCACGAGUUAGCGGCGAAUGGCUCCUUUACUAUCAAAUUGUAUUUAGGGAUCUUUCAUAGGCAUGCCAUCUUUAUAUGCUUUGUUCUAAUUGUAGAAUGGUUGUUCCAGUAAUUCUUGUUACACUUCCCAGGAAUUUACGCCAUUUUGUGUAUUAUUAUUAUAUUAUAUAUUAUUACUACACAUUGUAAUGUAACUGUU
Messenger RNA from Ananas comosus (pineapple), 1960 nucleotides. RefSeq names its product protein REVEILLE 2-like. The transcript has 6 exons. The record is from RefSeq and is a predicted model, not a curated record. Gene Ontology annotation, molecular function: DNA binding. The coding region runs from base 478 to 1710 and encodes 410 amino acids. Lineage: Eukaryota; Viridiplantae; Streptophyta; Magnoliopsida; Poales; Bromeliaceae.